Microthlaspi erraticum is the source of this 1416-nucleotide messenger RNA. The record is from the annotation of a GenBank genome assembly. NCBI's taxonomy places the organism in Eukaryota, Viridiplantae, Streptophyta, Magnoliopsida, Brassicales, Brassicaceae.
AUGAUGACAUAUGGAUACAUGAUGGUGUCAUGCCGCAAUACACCUCUCAGAUUCGUACUUGCAGCUAUGGGUAAAGAGAAGUUUCACAUCAACAUUGUGGUCAUUGGCCAUGUCGACUCUGGAAAAUCGACCACGACUGGUCACUUGAUCUACAAGCUCGGAGGUAUUGACAAGCGUGUGAUCGAGAGGUUCGAGAAGGAAGCCGCUGAGAUGAACAAGAGGUCCUUCAAGUACGCAUGGGUGUUGGACAAACUUAAGGCCGAGCGUGAGCGUGGUAUCACCAUUGACAUUGCUCUCUGGAAGUUCGAGACCACCAAAUACUACUGCACAGUCAUUGAUGCUCCUGGACAUCGUGAUUUCAUCAAGAACAUGAUUACUGGUACCUCCCAGGCUGAUUGUGCCGUCCUCAUCAUUGACUCCACCACUGGUGGUUUCGAAGCUGGUAUCUCCAAGGAUGGUCAGACCCGUGAGCACGCUCUUCUUGCCUUCACCCUUGGUGUCAAGCAGAUGAUUUGCUGCUGUAACAAGAUGGAUGCUACUACCCCCAAGUACUCAAAGGGAAGGUACGAUGAAAUCGUGAAGGAGGUGUCUUCAUACCUGAAGAAGGUUGGAUACAACCCUGACAAAAUCCCGUUUGUGCCCAUCUCUGGUUUCGAGGGUGACAACAUGAUUGAGAGGUCCACCAACCUCGACUGGUACAAGGGACCAACUCUCCUUGAGGCUCUUGACCAGAUCAACGAGCCCAAGAGGCCAUCAGACAAGCCCCUCCGUCUCCCACUUCAGGAUGUCUACAAGAUCGGUGGUAUUGGAACGGUGCCAGUGGGACGUGUUGAGACCGGUAUGAUCAAGCCCGGUAUGGUUGUGACCUUUGCUCCCUCUGGACUGACCACUGAGGUCAAGUCUGUUGAGAUGCAUCACGAGUCUCUUUUGGAGGCACUUCCCGGUGACAAUGUUGGAUUCAAUGUCAAGAAUGUUGCUGUCAAGGAUCUCAAGCGUGGGUACGUUGCUUCAAACUCCAAGGAUGACCCUGCCAAGGGAGCUGCUAACUUCACAUCCCAGGUCAUCAUCAUGAACCACCCUGGUCAGAUCGGUAACGGAUACGCUCCAGUGCUCGAUUGCCACACAUCUCACAUUGCAGUCAAGUUCUCUGAGAUCUUGACCAAGAUUGACAGACGUUCUGGUAAGGAGCUCGAGAAGGAGCCCAAGUUCUUGAAGAACGGUGACGCUGGUAUGGUUAAGAUGACUCCCACCAAGCCAAUGGUGGUCGAGACCUUCUCGGAGUACCCUCCAUUGGGUAGGUUCGCCGUCAGAGACAUGAGGCAGACCGUUGCUGUUGGUGUCAUCAAGAGUGUCGACAAGAAGGACCCAACCGGAGCUAAGGUGACCAAGGCCGCAGUCAAGAAGGGAGCCAAAUGA